UGUCGUUGGAGCAAAUGGACGGCGACGACUGGACGCCCAAAGAAGAUGAGGUGGCGCCGGCAUCCAACACCGCCGCCUUCUUGACCGAGACAGACGUGCCGCAUGCCACGUCCGAGCAGCGCCGGAUGGCCAUUUCGCUGCCGCCGGACGACGACGAGAACAAUUCUGGUGGCGAGAGCGACGAUGGGAAAGGCGGCAGGUACCGCGCCAUGAUCCAGCGUGCGGCCAAGCGAACGAUCAUGAUGGUGCGUGCGAGGACGGCGUCGCAGUCGCUCGAGCGCAUCACGGUGCGCUUCUCGCCGAGCCAGCCGACAGAGCUGCCACGCAGCGUGCAGCUGCCGCUCCUCAAGCAAAAGGUGCUUGCCCACAACAACCUCGACGCGUCGUCCAAGACCGCACGGCUCUUCAAGCACCUCUUCCAGACCUCGGCCGAGCUCGAAGCGAUCGUCAAAGACGUGUUUUGGUUCUUUAUCGCGCACGAAUUUCAGAACGGACAACAUUCAACGCUCGAGUCGGACUUUACCGCGCGGAUCGCAGACAACUACACCAACCUUUUCUUGCGGCUGCAAGUUGACCCGUCCACGCGCGACUCGAAUGUGCUGGCGCGGUUGCCCGACAUCCUCGCGCAGCUCGUCUUUUUGGCGCUGCAUGAAGCGUGUCCGAUGUCGCGCUACCUCCUCAACCGCGACGUCCAAGCACGCCUCGUUCGACGCUGUUUUUCCUGGUUUGUGGGCUUUGAACCCAAGCAGCUGCAACUCGACCACUGGAUGCCCGAGCUCUCCAAGCACGCGCAGCGGAAGUCAGCGGCGCUCACCGACUUUCCUGCCCUUCGCAACCGCGUGCGCCGGUCCGAGCGCCUCGAACGCAUUCGCGCCGGUGACGCCGAGCCCGCCGCGUCGACAACGUCAUCGAUUGUCGUGGACGACGAAAAGAACGGGAUCGGCUUCCAAGGACCCACUUGCACACGUAUACAAAGGAGCGCGCGGUCUACUCCCUGCGCAACUCGCCACUGAUCGGAAGCUUCCUGGCGCGCCACGGCCUCGAGAACAACGCGACGUGCUUGGCUGUCGACCUGCAUCUCACGACGACGACCCCGCAAGACGCCUUGCUCAAGACCCACGGCCCGCGCCAGCACCGGCGCGCAGUCCUCGACGCCGUCUCGUACACGGAGCUCGUGUCCAAGUUUGAGGCGUACGGACGCCAUCUCAAGGCCACGUACUCGGACGAGCGCGCAAAGGCGGACGCAGCCAACCGCGCGGAUGUCAAGGUCACCGUAGCGGCGCACAAGAACCUUGCCGCGCAGUACGCCUACGUUGCGAGCCAAGAAAAGGGCAUCCAUGAGCUCAGCAACGUGCUCGUGUGCCACGCCCAGCUCGAGGCCAAGCAUCCGAUUGCACGUCCGACCAAACCCUCGGCGCGCCCGACACUGUCCCGGCCGCAGCAUCGUAGACCGACGUGAGGCCGUCACUCGUCGAAUCGUAGGUAGUACAUUUUUAGAGUCGUUGAAGCCCCUUCUUUUUGGCCAA
This is a messenger RNA of Saprolegnia parasitica CBS 223.65, 1526 nucleotides long. RefSeq lists its product as hypothetical. The transcript is spliced from 4 exons. Lineage: Eukaryota; Oomycota; Saprolegniomycetes; Saprolegniales; Saprolegniaceae. The record is from RefSeq and is a predicted model, not a curated record. Bases 15 to 1013 code for a protein of 332 amino acids.